Molecule: messenger RNA, 3231 nt
Organism: Nymphaea colorata (pocket water lily)
Lineage: Eukaryota; Viridiplantae; Streptophyta; Magnoliopsida; Nymphaeales; Nymphaeaceae
Product: DExH-box ATP-dependent RNA helicase DExH9
Exons: 14
Coding region: 93-3089 (998 amino acids)
Biological process (GO): RNA catabolic process; maturation of 5.8S rRNA
Cellular component (GO): nucleus
Molecular function (GO): ATP binding; RNA helicase activity; RNA binding
Source: RefSeq, a predicted model, not a curated record
CAUUGCGAGGGUUUCCGCGCGAAGCAGAAGCUCAGUGGGAGACGAAGGGGGGGCUCCAACUCUCUCUCUCUGUCUCUCUCCCUCACUCACAGAUGGGCUCCUUGAAGAGGAAAACGCUUACGAGCUCGGGCGGGGAGGAAGAGGGCGGGUCUCCACCGCCUCAGAAGAGCUGGAGGAAGGGCGACGCCGGCGGUGCUGCCUCCGACUCAGUGGCCUGCCUUCACGACGUUUCCUACCCGGACGACGGCCCGAAGCCCUCCAAGACAUCGGCGAUGGCUCAUGGAGGACGGUCCGAGCCAGCCAAGGUGUUCCCUUUCGAGCUCGACCCUUUCCAGAGAGAGGCCAUCGAUUGCCUCGAAAAAGGCGAAUCCGUCAUGGUAUCAGCACAUACUUCGGCAGGAAAAACUGUUGUCGCUUCAUAUGCGAUUGCAAUGUCAUUACGUGAUAAUCAGCGGGUUAUCUACACGUCUCCUAUCAAAGCACUCAGCAAUCAGAAAUAUAGAGAUUUCAAAGAGGAAUUCUCAGAUGUUGGUUUGAUGACUGGUGAUAUAACCAUAGAACCGAAUGCGUCUUGCCUGGUGAUGACAACAGAGAUUUGGCGCAGUAUGCAAUACAAGGGAUCUGAAGUUACACGGGAAGUAGCUUGGGUUAUAUUUGAUGAGGUGCACUACAUGCGUGAUCGUGAAAGGGGUGUUGUCUGGGAAGAAAGUAUUGUCAUGGCCCCAAAGAACUCAAGAUUUGUAUUUCUUUCUGCAACAGUGCCUAAUGCUAAAGAGUUUGCUGAUUGGGUUGCAAAGGUCCACAGGCAACCGUGUCACAUUGUGUACACUGAUUUUCGUCCAACACCACUUCAGCAUUAUAUUUUUCCUUCAGGAGCUGAUGGAUUGUACCUUGUUGUGGAUGAAAAUGGAAAGUUCAGGGAGGAGAGCUUUCAGAAAGCUAUAAAUGCUCUUGUCCCAGCUGGUGAAGGAGAUAGAAGAAAAGAAAAUGGGAAGUGGCAGAAGGGGAUUAGUCUUGGCAAAAUAGGUGAACAAAGUGACAUUUUCAAGAUGGUGAAGAUGAUAAUGCAGCGUCAAUACGAUCCUGUGAUUGUUUUCAGUUUUAGCAAAAGAGAUUGUGAAUUUCUUGCAAUGCAGAUGGCUAGAAUGGAUCUAUGUGAUGAUGAGGAGAAACUGGUUACAGAAAAUAUCUUUUGGAGUGCUAUGGAUAUUCUAUCUGAUGAUGACAAGAAGCUUCCUCAGGUCUCAAACAUGCUGCCUUUGCUGAAGCGUGGUAUAGGAGUUCACCAUUCUGGUCUGCUUCCCAUCUUGAAAGAAGUAAUUGAAAUACUCUUCCAAGAGGGCCUUAUCAAGUGCUUGUUUGCAACAGAGACAUUCAGCAUUGGCCUGAACAUGCCUGCAAAAACUGUUGUUUUCACAAAUGUACGGAAGUUUGAUGGAGACAAAUUUAGAUGGAUAACAAGUGGAGAAUACAUACAAAUGAGUGGACGUGCAGGACGGCGUGGGAUUGAUGAGCGAGGUAUUUGCAUUCUAAUGUUAGAUGAGAAAUUAGAGCCUUCCACUGCUAAAAUGAUGGUCAAGGGUAGUGCUGAUUGUUUAAACAGUGCCUUCCACUUGAGCUACAACAUGCUGUUGAAUCAAAUGCGCUGUGAAGAUGGGGAUCCUGAGAAUUUGUUGAAAAAUUCAUUUUAUCAGUUUCAGUCGGACCGUGCCCUUCCUGAUCUUGAGAAGCAAGCAAAAGAUCUCGAAGAAGAACGAGACUCUAUUGUCAUUGAUGACGAAGAGGAAGUGAAGGACUACUAUUCACUGUUACAGCAGCACCGGAGCCUAAGAAACGAAAUACAUGACAUCGUUUUGCGUCCAAAGUAUUGUUUACCCUUUUUGCGUCCUGGAAGGCUACUGAGAAUCUAUUGUUCCAGGAAUAAUGAAAAAGAUUCAUGUUUGUCUAUUGAUGGCAAUACCACGUGGGGUGUCUUAGUCAGCUUUGAGAGAGUUAAAAGCUCCUUUGAAGAUAGUGCAAGUGGGAAGCCAGAAGAUGCAAAUUAUGCCAUUGAUAUUUUGACUAGAUGUGCUGCAAACAAAGAUGUACCUGGCAAAAAAUCUCUCAAGAUUGUCCCUGUCUCAGAGCCUGGAGAACCUCUUGUUGUUUCAAUACCUUUGGAGCAGGCGCAUUCUUUGAGUAGUGUGUGCAUACUCAUGCCAAAAGAUCUUCUCCCUCUUGAAGCACGGGAAAAUACAUUGAAGAAGGUUCCUGAGGUUCUCUCCAGAUUCCCUGAUGGGGUUCCUCUUCUGGAUCCUGAAGAAGAUAUGGAGGUCCAGAGUAACUCCUACAAGAAAGCUGUCCGGAGGUUAGAGGCAUUGGAAAGCCUGUUAAACAGACAAGACACUGCCAAGUCUCCGCUUCUUCAAGAAAAACUUAGAGCUCUACACAAGAAACUCGAACUUACUGCUAAGAUCAAGUCAGUCAGAAAAGCAAUGCGUACCUCCACGUCAUUAGCCUUUAAAGAUGAACUAAAGGCUAGAAAGCGGGUUCUUAGAAGACUUGGGUAUAUUACUAGGGAAGAUGUGGUGGAAUUGAAGGGCAAGGUGGCCUGUGAAAUCAGUAGUGCCGAUGAGCUAACAUUAACAGAACUGAUGUUUAAUGGAAUAUUGAAAGAUGUAAGCCUGGAGCAGAUGGUGGCUCUCCUCUCAUGUUUCGUGUGGCAAGAAAAGCUCCAAGAUGCUCCAAAACCAAGGGAAGAACUCGAAACUCUUUUUUCUCAGCUUCAGGAAACAGCUAGAAGAGUUGCAAAACUGCAGCUUGAGUGCAAGGUUCAAAUCGAUGUGGAAAAUUUUGUUGCUUCCUUCCGGCCAGAUAUUAUGGAGGCAGUCUACUCUUGGACAAAGGGAGCAAAAUUCUUUGAGAUCAUGGAGACGACACAGGUCUUUGAGGGCAGCCUAAUAAGGGCCAUUAGAAGAUUAGAAGAAGUUCUUCAGCAGCUGAUAGAGGCAGCAAAGUCGAUAGGGGAGACGGAGCAGGAAAAAAAGUUCGAAGAAGCAGUUUUGAAGAUCAAACGAGAUAUAGUUUUUGCAGCAUCAUUGUACUUGUAAUACUUAACUAGAGAGAAGAUGAAAAAUCUCAGUCCUAUGAUGAUAGCCAUCAACUGGCGGCAAUUAUGUAAAGUAGAAAUUUUGAUUGUUUGGUAAUUAUUUUUUAAAUGGAAUGCAAUUGAGAGAAAGCUUAUGCAUAGAA